Penicillium lagena is the source of this 6525-nucleotide messenger RNA. Its product is annotated as putative rRNA biogenesis protein RRP5. Gene Ontology annotation, molecular function: phosphoric diester hydrolase activity; RNA binding; protein binding. Gene Ontology annotation, cellular component: nucleolus; small-subunit processome. The record is from RefSeq and is a predicted model, not a curated record. The coding region runs from base 1 to 6525 and encodes 2174 amino acids. The transcript has 4 exons. Gene Ontology annotation, biological process: lipid metabolic process; rRNA processing. Lineage: Eukaryota; Fungi; Ascomycota; Eurotiomycetes; Eurotiales; Aspergillaceae.
AUGGCGCCGAUCAAGCGGAAAGGGAAUGCCCCCGAGGAAACGGCUACUCGUCAGCCUCAGAAGCGCGCUAAAGUGGGUGCAGAUGAGCGCAAAAAGGAUCAGAAGAAAGAAAAAGAUGGUCCGACACCGAAAGCUUCAGACCUGUCUGUGCUACGGGAGGAUGAACCAUCAUUUCCCCGUGGUGGUGGCAGCGUCCUGACGCCAUUGGAGCGCAAGCAAAUUCAGAUCCAGGCGACCAAGGAUGUCCUGUUUGAACAGAAGGGACCGAAAGGACCGAAGAAGCCAGCCGGUGUACUCGAAGAUGCCGACGAGGACGACGUUGAAAUGGAAGACGCAGAGGAUACUGCGCCUGUUACGAAAAAGUCGCGGAAGAAGAAGACAAAGGGAAAGAAGGAUGCCGGCCAGGAGCCCGCUGAGAAGGAGGAUGUCCGCAUUGAGGGUCUGACCUUUAAGCGCAUUGUUCCUGGGUCUAUGAUUCUUGGUCAGGUGUCGAGUAUCAAUGCCCACGAUAUUGCCUUGUCCCUCCCCAACAAUCUCACUGGCUACGUCCCUCUCACCGCGGUCUCGAAGGGCAUCGAACAAAAGAUUGAGAAGAUGCUUAACGACGAGGAGGGCGAUGAUGAGGAAGAAAGCUCGGAUGAGGAUUCUUUGGAAUUGAAAGACUAUUUCUACCUGGGUCAAUAUUUGCGAGCAUUCGUGGUGUCCGCCGGUAGCAACACCAAUGAGACUAGCGGCAAAAGCAAGAAACGCAUUGAACUGUCGGUUGACCCUAGACAAGCCAACACCGGUCUCUCCAAAACCGACCUGGUUGCGAACUCCGCUGUUCAAGCAUCCGUCGUCAGUGUGGAGGACCACGGCUUGGUCAUGGACCUUGGCAUCGAAGGCUCCGUGAAGGGCUUCAUGUCCUCCAAGGAAGUCGACCCUCGAAUUGAGUAUUCGAGCAUCAAGGAAGGAUCCGUUUUCUUGUGUAUGACCACAGGCCAGAACACCAGUGGCAAUGUUGUCAAACUCUCGGCCAAUCUCCAAUCUUCCGCCUCGAUCAAAAAAUCUCACUACCUCAGCUCCGCCCCUACCAUCACUUCUUUUCUUCCAGGCGUUGCUGCUGAGAUUCUUUUGACUGAGGUUACGUCACAUGGAAUGGCUGGAAAGAUCAUGGGCAUGCUGGACACCACGGUGGAUUUGGUUCACUCUGGCGCCAACGCUGGCAAGGAUGAUUUGGAGAAGAAGUUCAAAAUUGGUGCCAAGAUGAAGGCCCGUAUCAUUUCGACAUUUCCAUCCGCGGAACCAUUCAAAGUUGGGUUUUCGAUGCUGGACCAUGUUCUCAAGCUGUCGCCCGAUGCGCAUGGCCCUGGUUCGUCCGACGAUGCACCAGCUAUCUCCGCAAUCGUUUCCGAGGCCAAGGUUGUAAAGGUCGACUCCGGUCUUGGUGUCUAUGUUCAGCUCGACGGAACGGGCCACCUUGGGUUUGUCCACAUUUCUAGGCUAUCAGACGGCAAGGUCGACUCUAUCUCCGCUGAGUCGGGCCCGUACAGCGUUGGGUCUUCCCAUGAGGCCAGAAUCGUCGGGUACAACAUGCUCGAUAACCUCUACCUCCUGUCAUUCGAAAAGACUGUCAUCGAACAGCCCUUCCUUCGCAUUGAGGAUGUCACUGUUGGCGCGACUGUGAAAGGAAAGGUAGAGAAGAUAUUGAUUGGUCCUUCGGGAAUGGAUGGAUUGAUUGUUGGUCUGGCGGAUGGGAUUAGCGGACUUGUGCCUUCUAUGCACUUUGCAGAUACCCAGCUUCAGUUCCCAGAGAAGAAGUUCCGGGACGGCAUGAAAAUCUCGGCCAGGAUUUUGUCAGUCAACCUGGAGAAGCGCCAGAUUCGCCUGACCCUGAAAAAGAGCUUGCUCAACAGCGAAUCUGCGAUCUGGAAGGACUACGAAGGCAUUGUUGCUGGGUCUCAAUCCCCUGGAACUAUAGUCAACCUUCAGACACACGGUGCUGUUGUUCAAUUCUACGGCUCUAUUCGUGGCUUCUUGCCCGUGUCGGAGAUGAGCGAGGCUUACAUCAAGGAUCCAGCCCAGCAUUUCAAACUGGGUCAAGUGGUCAACGUUCACGCACUCAGUGUGGACGCAUCAAAGGGCAGACUUACUGUGUCGUGUAAGGAUCCCUCGACAUUUACAGAGAAAUACCGCAAGGCAUUUGAAAAUAUCCACCCCGGUCUCCUCGUUACCGGAACCGUGUUUGAAAAGUCCAGCGACGACGUCCUGCUUAAGCUCGACGACUCAGGGCUGGUCGCUCGUCUGGACGCUCAGCAUAUCAUCGAUGGGUCGCCGUCCAAGCAGAGCUCAACUCUCUCCAAGAUUCGAGUUGGACAAAAGCUGAACGAUCUUCUGGUUCUCGAUAUCCAGCGUUCCCGCCGUCUCAUCAGAGUGUCUGGCAGAGCCAGCCUGAAGAAGGCCUCCAAGGGCAAGACCAUGCCCAGCCAAUUUGAUCAACUACAGGAGGGUUCCACAGUCACGGGUUUUGUCCGGAAUAUCACUCCCGCUGGUGUGUUUGUCGAGUUCCUCGGUGAGCUCAAUGGUUUGGUCCCGAAGCGUCUCAUCGAAGAUGCCAACCUCUCGCAGCCCCAGUUCGGCCUGUCGAAGGGACAAACCGUCUCUGUAACAGUCCACUCCUUGGAACUUGACUUGCAGCGUUUCAUCCUGAGCAUGAAGCCUGUUGAAGCCACCCGUGCAGGCCCUAAGCAGAAAGCUGCGCCUACUGAUGAUGUCGUCGCAAACCCCGCUGACGACAAUAUCAAGACCAUAUCCGACUUCACGUUCGGGCGAAUCGUCAAGUGCAAGAUUGCUUCCGUUAAGGCCACCCAGAUCAACGUCCAAUUGGCAGACAACAUCCAAGGUCGGAUUGACGUUUCCGAGGUCUUCGACAACUGGGAGGAUCUCAAGGAUCGGAAGCAGCCUCUUCGAUUCUUCCGUCCCAAGCAGGAACUCUCUGCUCGGAUCCUGGGCAUUCACGAUGCUCGCAACCACAAGUUCUUGCCUGUCAGCCAUCGCACCGGAAAAUACCCAGUGUUCGAGCUCACGCUCAAGCCGAGCUUCUUGAAAGCAGCCAAUCCAGCUCCGCUGAACCUGGAGCAAGUUAAAGUCGGCUCGUCUUGGAUGGGCUUCGUCAACAAUGUUGCCGAUGACUGUCUCUGGAUCAACCUAACCCCCAACGUGCGAGGCAGACUUCGCUUCAUGGAUGCAUCGGAUGACCUGUCUCUGUUGACGGAUGUGGAGAAGAACUUCCCCAUUGGAUCUGCCCUCAAGGUCCAAGUUACUGCUGUUAACCCUGAAAAGGGCCACCUUGAUCUUUCCGCCCGCCAGGGCUUCGACAAGCUCACCUUCGGAGAUAUCACCGUCGGCAUGAUCUUGCCUGGAAGAGUUACCAAGGUCACCGAGCGCCAUGUACUCAUGCAGCUCGGUGAGGGGCUUGUCGGUGCCGUCAAUAUGAUUGACCUCGCCGACGACUAUUCCAAGGCUAACCCGACUGUCUACCACAAGAACGAGGUGCUUCGCGCCUGUGUGGUUGCCGUUGACAACUCAAGCAAGAAGAUUGCCUUGUCGCUUCGGCCUUCCAAGGUUCUCAGUUCAUCGAUGCCAGUCCAAGAUCGCGAAAUCACCUCCUUGAAGGAACUGAAAGUCAACGAUGUCGUUAGAGGCUUUGUGAAGAAGAUUGCAGACUCCGGUCUCUUUGUUACCGUGGGCAACGAUGUGACUGCCUACGUUCGUGUGUCCGAGCUUUCGGAUUCAUACCUCAAGGAAUGGAAGGAUUCCUUCCAGGUGGACCAGCUGGUCAAGGGCCGGGUCACUCUGGUGAACCCAGAGCAGGGCAAGCUGCAGAUCAGCCUGAAGGAGUCUGCGCUGGACCCCAACUACAAGACUCCGGUCCGGCUUGGAGACCUCAAGGUGGGCCAGGUGGUGACGGGUAAAAUCCGCAAGGUCGAGGAAUUCGGCGCAUUCAUCGUCAUUGACCGCUCCGCUAAUAUCAGCGGUCUCUGCCACCGCAGCGAAAUGGCUGAGAAGCGCGUUGAAGAUGCUCGGACUUUGUAUGACGAAGGCGACGCCGUGAAAGCCAAGAUCAUUAAGAUUGAUCGUGAGCAGAACAAGAUCUCGUUCUCACUCAAGGCCUCCCACUUCCAAGAUGAGGUUGACGAGGAGAAUGACAGCGAAGACGAAGAAGAUGGUGUGAGCAUUGACGGUCUUGGCGGUGUCGAGGUCGGAGACAGCGACAACGAAGACGAGGAUAGUGAUGAUGAUGUGUCUAUGGGAGGACUCGAUUUGGAAGAUGACAGUGACGAGGAAGCCUCGGACAGUGAUGAAGAUGUGCCGAUGAAAGACAGCAAGCCCACCAAAACUGGAGGACUCGGUGCGGCUGGCUUUGACUGGAGCGGCAACGUCCAAAAUGAUGAGGCUGAGGUCGCCGCCCCAGACAGUGAUGAGGAGCAGACGAAGAAAAAGAAGAAGAGCCGCAAGCCCGAGAUUCAAGUCGAUCGCACCGGCGAUCUGGAUGCCAACGGCCCACAGUCUGUCGCGGAUUACGAGCGUCUUCUUCUUGGCGAGCCUGACUCGUCGCUUCUGUGGCUGCAGUACAUGGCGUUCCAGCUGGAACUGGGCGAAGUCGAAAAGGCCCGCGCCAUUGCCGAACGUGCGCUGCGCACCAUCACCAUGGGCCAGGAUGCCGAGAAGCUCAAUGUCUGGGUUGCACUGCUGAACUUGGAGAACACCUACGGCAAUGAUGACAGCCUCGAGGACGUCUUCAAGCGCGCUUGCCAAUACAACGAACCGCAGGAGAUUUACGAGCGGAUGAUCAGCAUCUACAUCCAGUCCGGCAAGAACGAGAAAGCGGAUGAGCUCUUCGGGGCAGCUCUCAAGAAGAAGAUCUCCACCCAAUCCCCCAAGUUCUUCCUCAACUUCGCCACUUUCCUCUUCGACACGAUGGCCGCACCGCAGCGUGGCCGGGCUCUUCUGCCACGCGCCAUUCAGUCGCUGCCAAAGCACACUCACGUCGAGACGACCACCAAGUUCGCACAACUGGAGUUCCGCUCCGCGAACGGCGACGUGGAACGCGGCCGCACCGUGUUCGAAGGCCUGCUAUCCUCGUUCCCCAAGCGCAUUGACCUGUGGAACGUGCUUCUCGACCUAGAGACCAAGGCCGGCGAUGCGGAGCAGGUUCGCCGGCUGUUUGAGCGGGUCCUCGGCCUGCAGAGCGGCAAGAAGGGUGGCGCUGUUAUUAGCGUAGACGAAAGCAAGAAGCUCAAGCCCAAGCAGGCUCGGUUCCUGUUCAAGAAGUGGCUGGCCUUUGAGGAGAAGCGGGCUGCUGCCGGAGAGGGAGAUGAGAAGAUGGUCGAAGAAAUUAAGGCGCGCGCUGCGGCGUAUGUCAAAUCUCUGCAGAAGGAAGAGGAUGAAGGCAUCAUCCAAUUUAUCUCCCUCGCCUGGGGCAUCGUCCUCGGCUUCUUCCCAGACGAAUACGACCGCGCAGCGCAGCACUGGAAGUAUAUCGACGACGGCCACAUCGUGGAGGAUAUCUCGCACUGGCCGACGGAUAUCUCGCGGGACAUCAUCCCCGUGGCAUGCCACUCGCACAACGACUACUGGCGGCGCGUCCCGCUGUACUCCGCCCUGCAAGCCGGCUGCAUCGGCGUCGAGGCAGACGUCUGGUCCUUCGACGAGGACGAGCUAUACGUGGGACACACGCGGUCCUCGCUGACCUCCCGUCGCACCCUGCGGUCGAUGUACGUCGACCCACUGGUCACGAUUCUCGAGCACCAGAACCCCGUCACCAGGUUCCAGCCGCGAAUCGACGGCCGUCCGCUGCAUGGCGUCUUCGAUACAGAUCCGUCCCAAACGCUGAUCCUGCUGGUUGAUUUGAAGACUAACGGCGCAGCUACCUGGCCGGCUGUCGUGAAGGGGCUUGCACCGCUGCGCGAGCGCGGCUAUCUAACCCAUUUCAAUGGCCGCGAGGUCGUCCGUGGUCCCAUCACUGUCGUCGGAACGGGAAAUACGCCCUUUGAUCUCGUCACGGCCAACUCGAGCUACAGGGAUAUUUUCUUCGACGCCCCGCUCGACAAGCUAAUCGACGAUAAUGACAAUAGCAAUGACAAUACUACCUCGUCGGCACAAACCCCCUCAGAUCCCUUCGUGACAACGCGCUCCCUGGACUACGACCAAGGCAUAUCAGGCAUCCCGGCCGUGAUAACAGCCAACACAUUCAACACCACGAACAGCUACUACGCCUCGGUUUCGUUUAAAAAAGCCAUCGGCUUCCCCUGGCCAUUCCAUUUCACGGAGAGCCAAAUGACCCGUCUCCGGAAGCAGAUCCGCGUCGCGCAUGCGCAUGGCUUGAAGGUGCGGUAUUGGUCGCUGCCCAGUUGGCCGCGGAGCCUGCGUAAUCAUAUCUGGCGCAUUCUCGUGCAGGAGGGCGUUGAUAUAUUGAAUGUUGAUGAUUUGGUCGCGGCUACAAAGGGGGAUUGGAAUAUUCGUGUUUUUGACUGGUGGCUUUGA